Molecule: messenger RNA, 1956 nt
Organism: Fulvia fulva
Lineage: Eukaryota; Fungi; Ascomycota; Dothideomycetes; Mycosphaerellales; Mycosphaerellaceae
Exons: 3
Coding region: 1-1956 (651 amino acids)
Molecular function (GO): phosphatidylinositol binding
Source: RefSeq, a predicted model, not a curated record
AUGGCGGAAUCGGAGAGCAAGGCGUCGUUGUCUGACGAUGAGCGAAAGGCGCUUUUCGACAUCUUGACGCACCACGAGACUUAUCAAGAGAUCGAAGACUUCAAAUAUCCAGGAGCGAUCCAUAAUUAUGGGCCACCCUUUCAGGAUGGUGUCAAGUCACCACAAUCUCCUGUCCUACAGGCUCUGGUGUCCAAGUUCUUACUGAACCUCCCUGGGUUGAAGGACGUCUCGCCACAGUUCUGGAAAGAUAGAGUCGAGAAGCUCGUCCAGGAACUCGCGGAAGCAGAGCUUAGCGAGAGUUAUGAUAAGGGAGUGCUAGGAAUUCGAAAGACCCUGGCCACUGCUAUAUCAGCCCUAAUCGAAUAUCCCGCACGAGGUGCACUGGGCGGGUUUCCCAAGCGGGAAAUCGACAAGUCACGAAAAUACGAUUCCUCGAAGCCGGAAGAUGUGCUACAAGCAUGGCGGGACUGUGUCCAGGAAAUCGUCUACGGGAGCUUGCUCGACGAGCUAUUCGUCAAAGUCGCAGAGACGGAAGAUCUCGGGCAGCAUGAACCAGUGGUUCAGGGCAUGCACGAGUUCAUCAUCGUCAAUCUCGCAUCGAUCAUGCACUACACCUUGAUCUUGUCACCAGAAGGGCCAACUAUGCUCAGGAUGAUCGAGAGUGUGCACAAUUUGAUCCCGUACAUGGUCAUCAGACAGACACUCAAGGUUGGCAACGUAGCUACCAUGUUAAGUGGUGUCAUGAAAGUCGUUCUCGCCAAAGCCAGUGUGGCUAGCGUCACCAACUGGAUAGGCCUCAGUUCUGGGGCUGAUGAGGGAAUGAACUUACUCCAACAAAUCAUAUCUCAAGUACUUGGCUGGGACAAGAGAGAGCUUCGGAAGCGUGCCGAGAAGAUCGAAAAGGACAAGAAGGCGCCUCCUAAGGAGGUUCUCAAAGAACUGAAAGACUGGAUUACUCGCGAUCGCAACGAGCAUGAGGAGUGUCGACGCCAGAGCCGUGAGCAAGAACGAUCUAUCGUCGCAGUCAUCCUCUCGCUGUCAUCGGUAUCGGCAGACUUGAACGAAGCGCAGCAUGAGAAGGCGCUGGCGUAUCUAUCGCUGAAUCUGGCUGUACGAGAUCGACAAGAGAUCGUUCGAGUUCUGUGUCAGCGGAAUCCAGACAUCCUCACAGCAGCGAUCAGGGACGCCGUCGAUGCAUACACGCCGAUGAUACGGCACGUACACCAAGCUGUCAACCUGAGCGAUACCAUGUGGGACUUCGAGCGUUUCGUGACAGAUAUGCUGAAAAUUGCCAAGCCAAGCGGUCCAAAAGGUUCCGAAAAGCCUCCAUCUGUGGAGGCAUUUGUCGAUCUUCUCCAUCGCCAUCAAAGCAGCAGCCACAAGUUCUUGCACCAGGUGGCUGUCAACGAUAAGGAACUACUAUCUUGGUGGAAGGACUACGCUCUGUCAGCAGCGGGCAUGUUCCGAAGCGAUGAGAAGCCACCUGCCAGUGGCUCCGUUGUGUCUGACACGAUGGUGACGGGCGGUGUCGAGAAGAUGCUGGAUGCGGAGUUUGCACGUCUUAGUGAAUCAGACCAGGAGGCCGUGAGGGAAGAAGUCAAUGCUCAUCGCAAAUAUGUUGACGACCUGCAUACCGCAUCUGCUUCCCGCGUGAGUGCUGUCAUCAAACGAGAUCAGGCGACGCCGUUUGGACCUGGAGCCUAUCUUGCACGAUGGCAGCAGCUUAUGGAUGACACUUUGAUCACACCCGCAACUCUCAAAGGACCAGUUCGACGAGGUGGAAGCAAAGGCGUCAAGGACGACAGCAGAAAGGACAUCGAGGGUCAAGACGCUGGAUUUGUGUCUGAAGAGAAGGUUCAGAAGACUGUUGGUGAAAAGUUACCAACGCCGCCUAAGACCGAAGCCAGCUUGAGGCAUUUCAGGUCUAAAUUCAAGGAGGCGCUCGCUACUGGGUAG